CUGAUGACAAAAGAGGGAUGCUACGAGUGAAUACGUAUAUAGUACGAGGACGCGGCGUGGGUGCAAUUAGUCUGUUUGCGAGUCCAGCGAGAGAGAGAGAGAGAGAGAGAGGGGGAGAGAGAAGAGGGCUAAUCUAUACUGAUGGGCCCUUCGGACCCAAGCCGCUUUCAAGAGAGACAAAUAUAGUGUGUAUAAUUAAGGGACCGCAGCGACACCCCGGAAAGCUUCAGUCUACAGGGAGAUCUCUGCAACAGCGUGACGACGCGGCGCGUUCCAGUGUGCGUCCAUCAGACGCGUAUAACAUAUAGUUUUCCAAUAUUAUUUAUUAACAGACACGUUAUACGUUCAUUUAUUAUUAUUAUUAUUUUGCUAUUAACGCAAUUAUUAUACCUAACUCGGCCUGUGUAAAUAUCGUUGCUCCGAGACCCUCGAGGGGAACUUUGAGAGCUGUAUACAUAUAUAACAAUACAAAGUGGGAGAACUUUACGCGAGUGGAAUCAAGCGUGCGCACAAACUUCAGAUCGACAAUGAGCAAACUAUUCGCGAAGAUCUUCGGAAAGAAGAAAAAGAUAACGAUGCAGAAAACCGCCGACGAAGCCAUCCAGGAAUUGCGCAAAAUCGAGGAGCUGCUCGGCAAGAGGCAGGACUUCCUGGAGAGCAAAAUGAAGCAGGAGGAAACGAUCGCCAGGCAGAACAGUAACAAAAACAAGAGAGCUGCCAUCCAAGCACUGAAGAGAAGAAGACGAUUUGCGAAGCAACUUCAGCAAAUCGACGCGCGUUUAUCCACGCUCGAGAUGCAGAGAGAGGCACUGGAAAGUGCCAACACACAUACCGCUGUUCUUACAACGAUGAAGAACGCUGCUGAUGCCCUGAGAGCAGCUUACCAAAACAUGGACGUUGACCAAGUUCACGACAUGAUGGGCGACAUUGCCGAGCAGCAGGAUUUGGCAGAGGAACUUGCAAACGCUAUAUCCAACCCAGCCUUUGGUCAAGAAGUGGACGAGGCUGAGCUGGAGAAGGAGUUGGAUGAAUUGGAACAAGAGGAAGUUCAAAGGAAAUUGUUGACUCUUCGAAUAGAUACGGGUGAAUUACCGGAUGUUCCUGCAACAGCUCUGCCAACUGUACCAGAAAACAAGCAAAAGAAGACGGUGACGGCGAUUUGAGCGGGUUGGAUCAGUGGGCCUCGUGAGGUUGGAAUUUAUGUAUGCGUCAACAUUUUUUUCUAAUCGAGUAAUUAAAGAAACAAAACGAAUAAUCUAUAAAGAUGUAAUUUAAGAAUGUUAAAGUUCAGUUUGAAGUACCUAUAGAUGUAAAAUUUCGUGAAUUAUCGAAAUUAUCGAAAUAAUGUUCUUUCUUUAAUAAAUAUCUCUUAUAUUUUUAUAC
Molecule: messenger RNA, 1383 nt
Organism: Nasonia vitripennis (jewel wasp)
Lineage: Eukaryota; Metazoa; Arthropoda; Insecta; Hymenoptera; Pteromalidae
Product: charged multivesicular body protein 4b-like
Exons: 4
Coding region: 528-1163 (211 amino acids)
Biological process (GO): late endosome to vacuole transport via multivesicular body sorting pathway; vesicle budding from membrane
Cellular component (GO): cytoplasmic side of plasma membrane; ESCRT III complex; multivesicular body
Source: RefSeq, a predicted model, not a curated record